AUGUGUGAGAUGUCUGAGAUCCUUUCUGCUGCUCACUGCGCUUCGGAAUCCUGGCUCAUAAGAUGGCUGCCGAUGGACGCUGUAGCUGGUAUGCACAACGUUAACGUAUUUAAAUCUCCAGUGCAAGUGAACCAAAUUAAGGAACGAAUACGUCAUCCACUGUAUAAUGGUGGUAUUGGUCCACACGACAUAGCACUUUUUAAAACAAUGUUACCCUUCAGAUUUACAAAGGCAGUCAAGCCCAUUAAACUUCCAACUAAUUUUAAUAACGAACCUAGUGCAAGCGCUUUGAAAGUGAUAGGUUGGGGUGCUCUUAGUACAACAUUUUUCUUUCCUGAUUUGCCUGAUAAUCUGCAGGAAGUUAAAGUUAAAGCUAUUCCAUUUAGAGAUUGCUAUAAUCUGAUCGAGGCACUAAAAGAAAUAUACGAAUCAAAUCCUUUGGACAAACAAUCUAAUUUGUGCACUGGCCCUACAUCUGGUGGAAUUGCCGCCUGCGCAGGAGACUCAGGCGGCCCUCUUGUUCAAAUUAGAAAUAUCGAUCCACCUACUACUAACCCUGUUGAAGAAAAUGUUGAAAUUCACAAUGCAAGCCUGUACAAGAAAGAACAGGGAAGACUUGAAGAAGGGAAACCUCAAGCAGAUAAUGUUGAGUCAGUACUUCUGGGUGUGGUAUCCUGGGGUGUGUCGCCCUGUGGUGAAGUAGGGGCACCAACGGUCUACACAAAUGUCUCCAAUUACAUAGAUUUUAUCAACUACGCUAUUAAAACAUAA
Arctia plantaginis is the source of this 771-nucleotide messenger RNA. The record is from the annotation of a GenBank genome assembly. Lineage: Eukaryota; Metazoa; Arthropoda; Insecta; Lepidoptera; Erebidae.